GGUGCAAUAUGGCGGUUAUUCACAUCAAAUAAUAUUGCACUAAUGUCUCAAGAACAAGUCAUCGGACGGUGACAGUAUGGUUGUUUUUUCAAAAAUAUUACAUCCUUUUACCUCUAGGAUUUCGUGUCACGAAUUAGCACAUACGUGGACUCCAUCAUGUUCUUCUGCGGCUGCAGGAAUCUUUCGUUCGUGUUUUGUGGAAUCCUUGAAAAUUUAUGGUCUCCUUUACAUGAUUGGUGGUAUUCUGAGGAGGGCUGAUGUAAAGUACUUUAAAUAUAAGUAUCUACUGGAUGUAAUCAGGUCAUCCUGUUUUCUGGCUGUCAAUGGUGGAGGACUGGUGGUUUAUGUCUGUCUAUUAAGGAAGCUCAUUGGAUCUUUCAGCUACCUGUCAACUGUGUUUCUCCCUGGAUUUCUAGCAUCUCUUACUGCCAUUCUAGUUGAGAAAAAAAGCAGAAGAGGCACCCUUGCACUAUACAUGACAAAUUUGGGUGUUGAAACAACUUACAACAUGCUAAAGGAGAGGGGUCUCAUUCAUCCUGUUCCUAAUGGAGAGAUUCUGUUGUUCUGUAUUGCAACAGCCAUCAUGAUGUACCUUUAUAAGAAAAAGGGAGGUCUUACAGAUGGUGUUUUGAAUUCUUUAGUAAGGUUUUUUUUGGGUCCAAAUGAUCACAGUCCUGGCCAAGAAGUAGACAGUUUAAAAGCAAGUCUCUCAAUCAACAUUCGAGAAAGUCAGAUGCAGCAAAAAUGGCUACAACCAACACUAAAGGCCUUUGGUACUGGUUACAUUGUGCAAUUGGUGCCCAUGCUUCUUGGACAAAUAAGACAUGUAUUUAAAAGACCAGGGAAGCUAUUGAGAUUGUUUUAUAAUGAGGACUGUCUUAGAUGUGGUGUAUUCCUGGGAAGUUUUGUUGCAAUUUUUAAGACUGUUGAAUGGGUGUCAGGUUUCUUGAGAAAUAAAAGAGAUGAAUUGAAUGGAUUAAUAGCAGGUGGAGCAGCCGGUCUGUCCAUGAUAUUUUACAGAAGUUCAAGUAUAGCUUUGUACCUAGCUUCUAAAAUUUCCGAGCUUUUGUACAAGCAUGGUAUAUCAGCCGGGAUUCUUCCUUCCAUUCCUUAUGCAGAGAUCUUAGCGUAUUCUUUCUCAACUGCAUUGCUCUUUCAUGCGUGCACCUGGGAAGUUCACAGUGUGCGGCCAUCUUAUUGGCGGUAUCUAAACGUUGUGACGGCCAAGAGGUUUUGUGAAUUAAACAGAGCGAAAGUGGAUGAGAUAUUUGGUACAGAGAGCAGUAGGUUAUUUCCAAAGGAUGAUUUGUAUAGGUCUUUAACGAGAAGGUAGUGGUAAUCAAUUUGGAAAAUAAGGAAUCGAAUGCCUAAUUAACAAUUAGCCUGUUUGAUAAUAAAUAUUGUUAGCAAGGGAGAUUUAAAUAUUCUAGUAAAUAGCCUUUGAAAGUAAGAAUGUUAAAAUAUUUCUUCUCGUCUGAAAGCAUAUGAGUAGAUAAAUUUAGUAAUGUGUAACCAAUCAGAAAGACUUACUUCAACCACGCUAUAAUCGGGGUCCUGAUAGGGAACUUCAUCUUACAGCUGACACGUGGUUUGUAAGAUGACGCAGGCGAGAGUCGGAUUUGAAAAUUGUGCAAUCCGAUUGGUCAAUUAAUCUCGUAGGUGAAAUACAGCUUUCUGAUUGGUUAUUUGCCUAGUGCAUCCUAGGUUACUUCUCAGGUUGCUUUCUUUGGCUGUAGCAUAGGCACGCAAACCGCUCUCUUUGGUAAAAUUUUUGUACGAAAAAUUCCUCUUGAGAAAUUAAAGAGAUUUAACAUCCAAAUUGUAGUUUAGACGAUUCUUAGUGAAAUGGUCUUUCAACAAAAGCUGCGUGUUACUGCUAACAGUGAUAUGUUGUAAGUCAUAUUACCUAUCUUUUGUCAGAACAAGAAUUCAAGAUGCUCAAAUAUUCUCAUAUCAUAGACAACCAAAAGUUACUGGUCUUCCUAUCAUUUUAUAUCGAGUGUAAGUAACCAAGGAAAAAAAAUCAGUCAAAUCCUUUAAUUUCAAUCCCUUCUCUUCCAGAGUAAAUGGUUGUUUCCAGUAAAUGGUAGUUUCAGAGGUUGAAUUAAACCAAAUAAAGUAUCAUU
Messenger RNA from Pocillopora verrucosa, 2126 nucleotides. Lineage: Eukaryota; Metazoa; Cnidaria; Anthozoa; Scleractinia; Pocilloporidae. The record is from RefSeq and is a predicted model, not a curated record.